AUGUGCGACGACGAUGUAGCAGCGCUCGUAGUGGACAAUGGGUCCGGAAUGUGCAAGGCCGGUUUCGCCGGUGACGACGCACCCCGCGCCGUCUUCCCAUCCAUCGUGGGCAGACCCCGCCACCAGGGUGUGAUGGUCGGUAUGGGUCAGAAGGACUCCUACGUCGGUGACGAGGCCCAGAGCAAGAGAGGUAUCCUGACCCUCAAAUACCCCAUUGAGCACGGUAUCAUCACCAACUGGGAUGACAUGGAGAAGAUCUGGCACCACACCUUCUACAACGAACUGCGUGUCGCCCCCGAGGAGCACCCAGUGCUGCUUACCGAGGCUCCCCUUAACCCCAAGGCCAACAGGGAAAAGAUGACCCAGAUCAUGUUUGAAACCUUCAACUCACCCGCCAUGUACGUCGCCAUCCAGGCUGUGCUCUCUCUGUACGCCUCUGGUCGUACCACCGGUAUCGUGCUUGACUCCGGAGAUGGUGUUUCCCACACCGUCCCCAUCUACGAGGGUUACGCUCUGCCCCACGCCAUCCUCCGUUUGGACUUGGCCGGUCGUGACUUGACCGACUACCUCAUGAAGAUCCUCACCGAGAGGGGUUACUCUUUCACCACCACCGCUGAGAGGGAAAUCGUCCGUGACAUCAAGGAGAAGCUGUGCUAUGUCGCCCUCGACUUCGAGCAGGAGAUGGCCACCGCUGCCGCCUCCACCUCCCUUGAGAAGUCCUACGAACUUCCCGACGGUCAGGUCAUCACCAUCGGAAACGAAAGAUUCCGUUGCCCAGAGGCUCUCUUCCAGCCUUCCUUCUUGGGUAUGGAAUCAUGCGGUAUCCACGAAACCGUAUACAACUCCAUCAUGAAGUGUGACGUUGACAUCCGUAAGGACUUGUACGCCAACACCGUUAUGUCCGGUGGUACCACCAUGUACCCUGGUAUCGCCGACAGGAUGCAGAAGGAAAUCACCGCCCUCGCACCCUCAACCAUCAAGAUCAAGAUCAUCGCUCCCCCAGAGAGGAAAUACUCCGUAUGGAUCGGUGGUUCCAUCUUGGCUUCCCUGUCCACCUUCCAACAGAUGUGGAUCUCCAAGGAGGAGUACGACGAGUCCGGCCCCGGAAUCGUCCACCGCAAGUGCUUCUAA
Messenger RNA from Pieris macdunnoughi, 1131 nucleotides. Lineage: Eukaryota; Metazoa; Arthropoda; Insecta; Lepidoptera; Pieridae. The record is from the annotation of a GenBank genome assembly.